Molecule: messenger RNA, 1332 nt
Organism: Sclerotinia trifoliorum
Lineage: Eukaryota; Fungi; Ascomycota; Leotiomycetes; Helotiales; Sclerotiniaceae
Source: the annotation of a GenBank genome assembly
GUCGUUUGAUCAUGUUAAUUUCCAAGCUUCUUGUGAUGGCUGUGAAAAUUGACCAAGAGAAGAGAUCCCAGGUCAAUAAUCUAGGGUAUUCUUCUUAUAUAUAGAUGGUAGGGUCACUCUUCUAGCACAACAGCAAAUCAUCCAUCUCUCAGAGUCAGCUAUCACAUUCGCUCAUUCAUUCAAUUAUCCAGUUCCACUCAUUCAAUCAUCAUGUCUGCUUUCAUUCUUGCCGCUACUCUAUUAUCAGCUGUUAUGGCUUGUCCUCAGCAUGAUCUUUCUGACUCACUUAUGAAGAGAGCAGAAGGUUCGGAUUGGGCAUAUGACGCUGCCUACAACUGGGGAAUGAUCAACGAGAGUAAGUUUUCUUUUCCACCUCAGACUCCCGUUCACUCCCUGACAUCUCACCACUAGACUACACUACUUGCCAAACCGGUGCCCAACAAUCUCCUAUCCACUUGGAGACCGUAACCGGCUUUUCCAAGACCCACGUUCCAACUUUCAAUUACCCAACCGCGACCCCAGGUUCUCUAUACAACUGGGGAUAUGGCCCCGCUUUCUCCCUCACUGCCAACACCACCGAUCUUAGCGGCAACCCAUCGAUGACCUUCGACAAGGAAACCGUGUAUCUGAAAGGAUGGCACAUUCAUUCACCUGCCGAUCAUACCAUCGACUCCACGCGCUCCAAGUCCGAGCUUCAUUUUGUGCACGCCACAGCCUCGGGCAAAGAACGAGCCGUCGUUGCUUUCAUGAUCGAUCCCGUCCCUUAUGGUACCACUGGCAACUCUACAUUUUUCAAUUCUUUCCCCCUCGCAUCCGUCCCAACCUUCCAUGAUCAGACUACCAGAAUUCCAUUGAAUAUAAAUCUCAAGCAAGCACUCACGGAAAUCGACAACGCUAAGGAUUUCUGGACUUAUGAGGGAAGUCUUACUUCUCCACCAUGUACCGAGGGUUUAAGGUGGUUCGUCGCAGGCAAGAAGAUGACGGUUGGCACUGAGCAAAUGAAACAGUUAUUGGCUGUUAGCACAUAUAGUGCGCGCGAAGAGCAAAAGCUCUGGGGACACAACAUCAACAAAUAGAUGGUGGCCGGAUACUUUGUGAUGUGAUUUAGCGAUGUGAUUGGAGAUAUGGCUUUGUGUUUUAUAGAAAGAAGGGUUGGUGUUUGAGUAGCGCAGAAGGGAGCGUUUAUUAUAUAUGUAAGGUCUUUAUUUAUGUAUAGGCGCAGAGGUUUUUGAUUUUGGGAGAGGGAUGGGCAGAUUUGGUUUUUGGAUUUGGAGGGUUUCUGCUUGAUUCUAUUUCCUGUAACAUCAUCUAUCUACUAUUGCGCAAGAUUAG